AUGACAGACCCUUUAGAUACUCGUGACAUCAAUGAGGCUACUAUCGAUGACCGACCUGAUGAAGCAGAUAUUUCACUUCCAUGGCCUCUGUUUACAAACGCUAUAGCAACAAAAGCUUCUGCGAAUUAUAAGGAAAAAGACACAAGUCAGCGUGGCAUCUUUGAGCGCAGCUUGAGCACCCUGUCAUUUGGAACUUCUACAAGAAGAAAUUCCAGAGUUUCUGCGCCAGCUUCCUUUAAUGUUAGACUGGCAUCUGUUAUUUCGAAUGAAACCCAGAAGCUGUUCGCUGUUCACCAUAACACUGAAGACUUUAUACCACCUGUUUUGGAUCAUACCACUGAAAUCUUGACUGAUCCACUGAUAGAUUUCAACGAAGUGAGUGUUGUGUGCUGCGAAUGUGAAGGUGAGAAUAAUAAACCCAAGGAUCGAUGUAAAAGGUUGAAUAGCCACAAAGGAAGGUUCACCGCUCAACAACCUCAAAUCCGCUCACGUUCUAGAUCACGGUCGUUUAUCUGCAAUUCAUUAAUGAGUGCUUUGGGUCUGAGUGACGAUGAGGAAGACAUAGAUAAUAAGCGCGAAGAAGGUGAUCCCGAAAGCGAUUUCUUGUUAGAUGCAAAGACUAUCAACUUCUACUCGUUUAAUGAUAUUCUUAAUCGCGAGAAAGACCUUGAGAGAUUUAAUACGUUUCGCAUGAGUAAUUUGCUAUCAUAG
This is a messenger RNA of Candidozyma haemuli, 711 nucleotides long. RefSeq lists its product as uncharacterized. The coding region runs from base 1 to 711 and encodes 236 amino acids. The record is from RefSeq and is a predicted model, not a curated record. The transcript has a single exon. NCBI's taxonomy places the organism in Eukaryota, Fungi, Ascomycota, Pichiomycetes, Serinales, Metschnikowiaceae.